Molecule: messenger RNA, 1026 nt
Organism: Telopea speciosissima
Lineage: Eukaryota; Viridiplantae; Streptophyta; Magnoliopsida; Proteales; Proteaceae
Product: caffeoylshikimate esterase-like
Exons: 1
Coding region: 20-1006 (328 amino acids)
Cellular component (GO): membrane
Molecular function (GO): lipase activity
Source: RefSeq, a predicted model, not a curated record
UCUCCGAAGUACCAAAACCAUGGCGGCAGAUUCCGAAACGACCGUGCCGCCAAACUUCUGGGGAGACAUGCCCGAAGACGAGUACUACGCAUCGCAGGGUGUGCGCAACACCAAAUCAUACUUUAACACACCCAACGGCAUGCUCUUCACCCAAUCCUUUUUGCCCUUAGAUCUUCCCAUCAAGGCCACCGUCUUCAUGACCCACGGCUAUGGCUCCGACACCGGUUGGCUUUUUCAGAAGAUCUGCAUCAAUUUUGCCACUUGGGGCUACGCGGUCUUUGCUGCCGAUCUCUUCGGCCACGGCCGUUCGGAAGGCCUCCGCUGCUACCUUGGUGACAUGGAGAAGAUCGCCGCCACCUCCCUCUCCUUCUUUCUCUCCGUCCGCCAAAACGACGACUACCACCACCUCCCCGCCUUCCUCUUCGGCGAGUCCAUGGGCGGUGCUGCCACCAUGCUUAUGUACUUUCAGUCUCCACCAGACACGUGGACGGGCCUGAUAUUCUCAGCCCCGCUCUUCGUGAUGCCGGAACCCAUGAAGCCCUCUAAGUUGCGAUUGUUCUUUUACGGACUCCUCUUCGGAAUUGCUGACACGUGGGAUUCUAUGCCGGACAAUAAAAUGGUAGGUAAAGCCAUCAAAGAUCCGGAGAAGCUCAAGAUCAUUGCCUCCAAUCCACGAAGGUACACAGGGAAGCCAAGGGUGGGAACCAUGAGAGAACUGGCCAGGGUGUGCGAAUACAUACAGAAUAAUUUCUCCAAGGUGAGGGUACCGUUUUUGACAGUGCAUGGCACCGCCGAUGGGGUUACGGCACCGGAAUCAUCGUCGAUGUUGUACGAGAAGGCGUCGAGUGAGGACAAGGCGGUGAAGUUGUACAAUGGGAUGUAUCAUUCCUUGAUACAAGGGGAGCCUGAGGAGAAUAGUCAACGUGUGUUGGGUGAUAUGAAGGAGUGGAUCGAUGAGAGAGUGAGGAGGUACGCCUCCAGUUACUCUAUCUCCAAGUCUUCUUAGCUUUUCUGAGGUCUGAGCUG